Molecule: messenger RNA, 2220 nt
Organism: Triticum turgidum subsp. durum (durum wheat)
Lineage: Eukaryota; Viridiplantae; Streptophyta; Magnoliopsida; Poales; Poaceae
Source: the annotation of a GenBank genome assembly
AUGAACGAUUCUGACAUAGAUGCGUUGGGAGUCAGGGUGCUCGAUAAUUUUUGUGCGGAUCUUGCCCCAUCCCUUCCCGAGACAGAGGAGGAUGAUGGUUCUAUAUCCCUAAGGGACACUACCCCUAUCGAGUCUCAGGCAGUUAGGUCCACGGAGCCCGGUUGUGAGGACCGGGUGGAGGAUCAAAGCAAGCCUAAACGCAAGUGGAAGCGAAAGAUUUAUCCAGCUUCGGCGUUGUUUGGGCCUCCGGAGGAUAAUUUCAUAUCCUUGGAUGAGUCCAGGGUCGAGGAUGUUCCUCAACUUGCUGCGGGUGAGAAUGAUAUUUUGACCGCCCCAUUUUCGGAGAAAGAGGUUGGGACUAAUAGACUCACGCAGAUUGCGCACUCUAUGGUGCAGUCGUCCCAAACUGCUUUCAUGCCGGACAGAAACAUCCUAGAAGGGGUUGUGGUCCUUCAUGAAACGCUCCAUGAAAUUCACACAAAAAAACUAGACGGGGUUGUUUUCAAAGUGGAUUUCGAGAAACCGUACGAUAAAGUCAAAUGGCCAUUUCUUCAACAGGCCUUGCGUAUGAAAGGUUUUGAUAGGGCCUGGAGACACCAGACACAUAAAGGCCUGAGACAAGGAGAUCCGAUGUCACCUAUUCUAUUCAACAUAGUAGUCGACAUGUUGACGAUUCUAAUAGGAAGGGCUAAGGAUGAUGGUCAGGUUAUCUUCCGAGCCACUAUGUUGAUCCGUAUGUGGUCGCUACUCACUCCGACGGAGGCCAGGGAGCGUAUGGUUACUGGAUCUAUCCGAUGGGAGAAGCGAGCAAAAUCAGAGCCACCAAAACUACAGAUUGAAACUUGGAGGAUUUUGUUGGCCACAUCAUCCGAGAAAAAGGCCCUCGCCGAAUCUUCAUUCCAAGUCCCACUCUCCUCAUCAAUCAAACAGUGGACCUUGGCCGAAACAGGGCGCACGUUCUUGUACUGGUUCGGAGCCAAGCCGACACUGUGCAUCGCCGACGUGAACGUGGUGAAGCAGGUGCUCUCCGACCGCGGCGGGCUGUACCCCAAGAGCAUCGGGAACCCGCACAUCGCCCGCCUGCUCGGCAAGGGGCUCGUGCUCACCGACGGCGACGACUGGAAGCGCCACCGCAAGGUCGUCCACCCGGCCUUCAACAUGGACAAGCUCAAGAUGAUGACGGUGACCAUGUCCGACUGUGCCGGGUCAAUGAUGUCCGAGUGGAAGGCAAAGAUGGACAAGGGCGGCAGCGUGGAGAUUGACCUGAGCAGCCAGUUUGAGGAGCUAACCGCGGAUGUCAUCUCCCACACGGCAUUCGGAAGCAGCUACGAACAAGGGAAAAAGGUCUUCCUCGCGCAGAGGGAGCUCCAGUUUCUUGCCUUCUCCACCGUUUUCAACGUGCAAAUCCCAUCAUUCAGGUACCUUCCAACUGAAAAGAACCUCAAAAUAUGGAAGCUUGACAAGGAGGUGAGGACCAUGCUGAUGAACAUCAUAAAAGGCCGCCUUGCCACCAAAGACACCAUGGGCUAUGGCAACGACCUCCUCGGGCUUAUGUUGGAGGCGUGUGCGCCGGAGGACGGGCAAAAUCCGCUUUUGAGUAUGGAUGAGAUCAUAGAUGAGUGCAAGACAUUCUUUUUUGCCGGGCAUGACACCAGCUCGCAUCUGCUCACAUGGACCAUGUUCUUGCUGAGCACGCACCCCGAGUGGCAGGAGAAGCUCAGGGAGGAGGUGCUAAGAGAGUGUGGCAACGGUAUUCCCACCGGUGACAUGCUCAACAAACUGCAGCUGGUCAACAUGUUCCUACUAGAAACUCUCAGGUUGUACGCACCUGUAUCGGCCAUUCAGAGGAAGGCGGGUUCGGAUCUCGAGGUUGGUGGCAUCAAAGUGACCGAAGGCACGUUCCUAACGAUCCCCAUCGCGACGAUACAUCGCGACAAGGAGGUCUGGGGAGAAGAUGCCAACAAAUUCAAGCCUAUGAGGUUCGAGAAUGGAGUGACAAGGGCCGGAAAGCACCCCAAUGCAUUAUUGUCUUUCUCCAGUGGGCCGAGGUCAUGCAUAGGGCAGAACUUUGCAAUGAUCGAGGCCAAGGCCGUGAUCGCCGUGAUUCUUCAGAGGUUCUCAUUCUCCCUAUCACCAAAGUAUGUCCAUGCCCCCAUGGAUGUGAUCACGCUGCGGCCUAAGUUUGGGCUUCCCAUGAUCCUCAAGAGCCUAGAGAUGUAA